UUCAGACCUAUAAAUGGACUCCCAUCUCACUCUGCUCUGAAUUGCCUCAUUCUGACAAACUCUCUGCUGAAAACGUCGAACGCUGCACUACAUUAAGAUGUCAGACUUAGAGAACUGCCUGGGAACCAUCAUUGAGGUCUUCCACAAAUACUCAUCCAAAGAAGGCGACAAGUACAAAUUAAAAAAGACCGAACUCAAGGAGUUGCUCACAAAUGAAUUUCCGACUCUUACCGAGCAUGUGAAAGAUCAAGCAACAAUGGACAGUUUGAUGGAAAGCUUGGACACCGAUGGUGACUCGGAGUGUGAUUUUCAGGAGUUCAUGACCUUCAUCACCAUGGUUACCAUCUGUUGCCAUGAGUUUUUCGAACACCACGAAGACGAAUGAGUUGAAUGUAAUAAAACAAGUUCAGUUUUCGUAGUUUAAUAAGUCACAAUACAUUCCUUCUCUUAAAGUUUGCUUUGUUCUUUAUCAUAUCAUAUUAGGAUUGCUGAUUUGUUUGGAAAGAAUGUACAUGCAGCUUGUACGACAGUUUGUUUGGCUUAUUUUGCUAGACUCAAAACUAGUUCAUAAUUUAUUACAAAACAUGUUUCUAUUAUUUUGUCUAGCCAUUUUUUUUUCUCCAAGACCUCCCCAUCAUAAAUCUCAUCGAGUGAAAUGCAGACCAAGUGUUGUACUUUUGCCAUUUCAAUUCUAGGCUGAUUGCGAAAUGUUUUUUUUUUUUAUUAGGCUGCUAUUGACUUACGUCGGAUUGUUCUGG
Molecule: messenger RNA, 758 nt
Organism: Sinocyclocheilus anshuiensis
Lineage: Eukaryota; Metazoa; Chordata; Actinopteri; Cypriniformes; Cyprinidae
Product: protein S100-B-like
Exons: 3
Coding region: 98-385 (95 amino acids)
Biological process (GO): positive regulation of cell population proliferation; positive regulation of canonical NF-kappaB signal transduction
Cellular component (GO): nucleus; cytoplasm
Molecular function (GO): calcium ion binding; RAGE receptor binding; calcium-dependent protein binding
Source: RefSeq, a predicted model, not a curated record